AUGGCCCUUGUACUGAAUGAAACAAUGGGAGACCUUGAUAUCCCAACAAUUCCGACAUCACCUUCAAGCAUCGUUCUCCUUGCAGCUGCCAGGAAUUAUGAAUUGAAAAAUAUUCACUUUAAUAUGAUGCCUUCUUUUCAUGGUUCUGGUUCUGAAGAUCCUUUAGCUCAUAUUAGAGAUAUUUUUAACAUGGUUUCUAACAUGGCUUUGACAGAGGGAGUCACUGAAGAACAUCUCAGGAUGAAAGCACUACGCGUUUCGAGUAAGGCUGCAGUGAAUAACUAUGCAGGUGGAUCUAUUAAGAACAAGACGCCAACUGAAUGUCAAACCUUGUUUGAUACGCUAGCAAUCGAAACACAGCAUUCUGAUACAAGAGGUAAGCGUGCCGGAAUUUAUGAAAUUGGUAGUUCUAAUGCUUUUGCUUCUAAAGAGCAGGUUGACGCUAUAACUAGUAAAUUGGACGCCUUGCUUGCUAUGAAUGGGAGAGCACCAACACAAGAGAUUUGCUCCAUUUGUGCUGUUCCCGGUCAUGCCACCAUAUCGUGUCCUCAUGGAGUUGAUUUUCCAGAAUUUUUGCAAGAACAAGCCAACAUGGUGAAUACCUAUAGACGUCCCGGCAAUGAUCCAUUCUCCAACACAUACAAUCCGGGAUGGCAAAGGCACCCCAAUUUUUCAUGGAGCAAUAAUCAGAACGUACAAAAACCACCAGGUUUUCAACCACAAGAGAAGAAAAAUAACUUGGAAGACAUAAUCGCACAACUCGCCACAAAUACAAAUCAAUUCAUGAGCAAGACUGAGACGACCCUACAAAAUCAAGCCGCUUCCAUUAGAAAUUUAGAAGUUCAAAUGGGUCAAUUGGCGAGUGCACUCACGGUACGAGAAAGAGGAGUUUUGCCCAGCCAAUCUGAGGUUAAUCCGAAAAAUCAAGAGCAUGCGAAGGCAAAUACACUUCGAAAUGGGAGACCCAUCAAAACCGCUAUAGAUUUGGACAUAGAAAAACACCACCAGCAGUUGAGAGAUACGGGAAAAGCUGAAGAAAAUGCCCGAAGCUCCACCGAAAAUUCAGCAACAACGACAAUAAAUUUGGAAGAGAAGACCAAUGAGCAAGCAUCCACAAAUCUCACCCCAAAAUCCUAUGUUCCAUCGAUUCCUUUCCCACAACGCCUGAAGAAAAAUAAGAAGGAUGCACAAUUCUCCAAAUUUCUUGAAAUUUUUAAGAAAUUGCAAAUUACCAUUCCAUUUGGUGAAGCACUGGACCAAAUGCUGAACUAUGGAAAGUUCCUCAAGGACAUCUUAAGCAAAAAGAGGCGUUUGGAAGACACAGAGACGGUGAAGUUGACGGAGGAGUGCAGUGCAGCAAUACAAAGGCAAUUACCACCUAAGCGAAAGGAUCCAGGGAGUUUUUCUAUUCCUUGCACCAUUGGCACUAUUUCUUUUCAAAGAGCUUUAUGUGAUCUAGGUUCUAGUAUAAAAUUAAUGCCUUUAUCUAUUGCUAAAAGAAUUGGUUUGGGAGAAAUUAAGAAAAAUACUAUUUCUUUGCAGAUGGCGAAUAGAUCCCUUACAUAUCCUCACGGAAUUCUUGAAGAUGUACUAGUGAAGGUGGAUAAAUUCAUACUUCCAGCUGACUUCAUUAUCUUGGAUAUGGAAGAAGAUGUCAACAUUCCAAUUAUUUUAGGCCGCCCAUUCCUCAUUACCGGAAGAACAUUAAUUGACGUAGAAAAAGGUUCUUUGAUCCUACUAGUAGCUGAUCAAGAGGUGGAAGUCAAGGUUUUUGAUGCAGCCAAAUACCCCAUUGAUUCAGAGUAUUGUUUCCAAUUAGAGGUUAUAGAUCAUGUUGUUCGACGACAAUUCAAAGUGGAGUACCCGAAAGAUCCAUUAGAAGCAAGUUUGGUCCAUGAGAUAGAGAUUGUAAACGAGGAGCCACGCAUGCUUGAAAUGGUGAACUUGCUGGAAGCUACACCGUCGUACAAACCACCCUUCCACCGAGAAUUUGAGCCACUUGGUGCCGCCGCCACCAAGCCCGUCCCAAGCACCGUUGUCGCACCAACCCUCACUUUAAAGCCACUACCCUCGCAUUUAAAGUAUGCCUAUCUUGGUACAGCUCAAACUCUCCCCGUCAUUAUUAACUCUGAGUUACUUGAAAAGGAGGAAGAAAAAUUACUUCAAGUUCUAAAAAAGCAUAAAACAGCUAUUGGGUGGACCAUUGCGGAUAUUAAAGGGAUUAGUCCUUCUACAUGCAUGCAUAGAAUUGUAUUGGGGGAAAAUUUCAAGCCAACAAUAGAAAAUCAAAGAUGGCUAAAUCCAAAUAUGAAGGAAGUUGUUCGUGCUGAAGUUCUCAAGCUUCUCGAUGCUGGAAUUAUUUAUCCAAUUUCGAAUAGUAAUUGGGUAAGCCCAGUCCAAGUAGUGCCAAAAAAGGGAGGAAUCACGGUAGUAAAGAAUGACAACAACGAGCUCAUUCCUACAAGGACCGUGACCGGUUGGCGUGUAUGUAUUGAUUAUAGGAAGCUCAACACCGCAACUCGUAAGGAUCACUUCCCUUUGCCGUUUAUUGAUCAAAUGUUGGAGAGGUUAGCUGGCCAUGCCUAUUAUUGUUUUCUAGAUGGCUAUUCGGGAUAUAAUCAAAUCCCAAUAGCGCCCGAAGACCAAGAAAAGACUACCUUCACUUGCCCCUUUGGUACCUUUUCCUAUAGAAGCAUGCCAUUCGGUUUGUGCAACGCCCCUGCUACUUUUCAACGUUGCAUGAUGAGUAUAUUCUUUGAUAUGGUGGAGCGCUUUAUUGAAGUAUUCAUGGACGAUUUCUCUGUUUUUGGGUCAUCAUUCGAUUCUUGUCUCUCAAAUUUAGCCUUGAUUUCAGCCAAAGGGAUUGAGGUUGACAAAGCCAAGAUAGAUACUAUUGCCAAUUUGCCACCACCUACCUCCGUGAAGGGAGUCCGAAGCUUCCUUGGUCAUGCCGGGUUCUAUCGUCGUUUCAUUAAGGAUUUUUCAAAGAUUACGAAGCCAUUAUGCAAUCUCCUUCUCAAGGAUGUCACAUUCCACUUUGAUGAUCAAUGCUUGGAGGCUUUCAAGAUUCUAAAGGAGAAACUUACAUCCGCUCCAGUCAUUAUCGCACCAACUUGGGAAGUACCGUUCGAAAUUAUGUGCGACGCGAGUGACUAUGCUGUAGGGGCUGUUUUAGGCCAAAGGAAAGACAAAUUGCUUCAUGUGAUUUCCUACGCUAGCCGAACUCUCAAAGAUGCCCAAUUGAAUUAUGCCACAACCGAGAAAGAGCUACUAGCCGUUGUCUUUGCCUUAGACAAGUUUCGUUCCUAUCUCAUUGGUUCUAAGGUAAUUGUUUACACCGAUCAUUCCGCUUUGAAGUAUUUAUUAUCAAAAAAAGAUGCAAAACCACGGUUGCUUCGAUGGGUAUUGUUAUUACAACAGUUUGAUUUGGAAAUACAAGACAAAAAGGGGUCUGAAAACGUCGUGGAUGAUCAUUUAUCUCGGCUGAUCCAAGAUAGAGACAAGGAAAAACUAGCUGCUGCCAUACCUAUAGCUGAGACAUUUCCCGACGAACAACUCUUCAGCAUCCAAUCUUCCAUUGCCCCUUGGUAUGCCGACUAUGUCAACUAUUUGGCUAGUAAUGUCCUUCCACCCGACAUGACUUUUCAACAAAAGAAAAGGUUCUUCUCACUAGUAAAGUAUUAUUAUUGGGAUGAUCCUUAUUUAUGGAAGCAUUGCCCCGAUCAAGUUAUCCGAAGAUGCGUGAAUGAGUCCGAGAUGGUUGCUUGUGAUCGUUGUCAAAGAACCGGGAAUAUUUCUAGUCGAGAUCAAAUGCCGUUGUCCAACAUUUUGGAGGUUGAAAUAUUCGACGUUUGGGGAAUUGACUUCAUGGGACCUUUCCCACCAUCUUACAACAAUCUCUACAUUUUGGUAGCCGUUGAUUAUGUCUCUAAGUGGGUUGAAGCCGUGGCCUUGCCUACCAAUGAUGCCAAGAGUGUGCUCGGAUUCUUAAGAAAGAACAUCUUUACUCGUUUUGGUACUCCGCGUGCCAUAAUUAGUGAUGGAGGUACGCAUUUUCGUAACCGUUCUUUUAAUUCUCUUCUUGCUAAAUAUGGUAUUACACAUAAGGUUGCCACUCCUUAUCAUCCCAAAACUAGUGGGCAAGUAGAGGUUUCGAAUAGGGAAUUAAAACACAUCUUAGAAAAGACGGUUAGUGCCUCUAGGAAAGAUUGGUCCUUGAAAUUGGAUGAUGCACUAUGGGCCUAUCGAACGGCAUACAAAACACCCAUAGGUAUGUCCCCUUUUCGACUUAUCUUUGGGAAAGCUUGUCACUUACCCGUGGAACUUGAGCAUAAAGCUUAUUGGGCUGUCAAGACACUUAAUUUCGACAUGCAAGCCGCCGGUGAAAAGAGAACCGUGCAAUUGAAUGAGAUGGAUGAGUUCCGGAAUGAUGCAUAUGAGAAUGCAAAGAUUUAUAAAGAACGUACUAAGAAAUGGCACGACAAACAUAUUAUUCGGAAAGAUUUUUAUGUGGGCCAAAAAGUUCUUCUCUACAACUCUCGUCUUCGACUCUUUCCCGGAAAACUCAAGUCUCGAUGGUCUGGACCUUGCACGGUAUUGCAAAUAUUUCCGUAUGGUACUAUUCAAAUUCAACAUGAUGCUCUCGGCACUAUCUUCAAGGUGAAUGGACAACGUUUGAAGCCAUACUUGGAAGCAAAUUUUGAUCACCAAAAGGAGACCCUUGCUCUCCAUGAACCCAAGUGA
Messenger RNA from Prunus avium (sweet cherry), 4743 nucleotides. The record is from RefSeq and is a predicted model, not a curated record. NCBI's taxonomy places the organism in Eukaryota, Viridiplantae, Streptophyta, Magnoliopsida, Rosales, Rosaceae.